AGUACUCUUCCACGCAAUGGGGCCACCACUCACGGCCUCUACUCCGCCUUCCUCCUCCGUCUGGACCACUUUCACUCUCUCUCUCUCUCUCUCUCUCUCUACAUUUGGCCCCAAAUUGGUUCUUCGGAGCAACUUUUCGAUUUUUGUUCACUGGCCUUUCCUAAUUCUCCUUUAAAUUUAGCUUAAUUAUCCAAUUUGUCGUCAUUUUUAGGAAUUGAUCGAUAUAUAUAAAGAGAGAGCUACGAUUAUAGUAUGGCUAUGGAGGAAGAGAGCGCAGAGCAGCUGUUGAAGAAGCUGAUCGACAUUGUCAACGAGAUCUCUUCCAUCUCCGGCUUCAGGUGUGUGGUUAGGAGGCAAUGUCGCGAUCUUUCGAGGCGGUUGAAGCUCUUGAUGCCCUUAUUCGAGGAGAUCAGAGACCAAAUCUCCCAAGAGACUCUGAACGAUUUGAUUUCGUUGAAAGAAGCUCUCGAAUCGGCUAAAGAAUUGCUCGGAAUCUGCAGCCGCGGCAGCAACAUCUUGCUGGUAUUGCAAUCAGAGAAAAUAAGGAGUAAAUUCAAAGAACUGGCUGUUCAAUUUGAACAAGCUCUAAGAUUUGUUUCCUAUGACAAGCUUGACAUUCCAGAUGAACUUAAGGAACAGGUUGAACUUGUUCAUUCUCAAUUUGCAAAAGCCAAAGAAAGAAUUGAAGAGCCUGAUUUGCAGCUGUAUGAGCAUCUGUUCUCCAUUUACAACCAGAGCAGUGAUGCGGAUAUUGAACCAGGUCUCACAAGGACAUUGUGUGAAAAGCUAGAACUAAUGACCAUUGAACAACUUAAAGAAGAAUCACUUGCUUUAGAUGAGAUGGUUAUGUCCUGUGGUUGGGAUGUGGUUCAAACCAGAGAGAAGAUGUUGAUGGUAAUGAAAAAAUUUGAAGACUGCGUGAGGGCCGAACAUCCCAACAUCAGUAUUCCUGUGUGUGAGAAUUGGUCUGGUAGUGAUCAAACACACACCAUCCAAAGCCCCAAAUCGCCAUUUGUGCCAGAUGAUUUCCGUUGCCCAAUAUCACUAGAAUUAAUGAAAGAUCCUGUCAUUAUAUGCACAGGGCAGACCUAUGAACGAGCUUGUAUAAAGAAAUGGCUUGAAGCAGGACAUGGAACUUGUCCAAAAACGCAGCAGAAACUUUUUAGCACCACCCUCACACACAACUAUGUGUUAUCUAGCAUAAUAACUCGUUGGUGUGAAGACAAUGGGGUGGAACCACCCACAAGAUUGGGCAAUUCUCGGCUAGGUAAGACCUCUGCCUGCUCCAUUGAAGGUGUGGACAUUGAUGCUCUCUUAAGCAAGCUCACAUCUGGCAACAUUGAAGACCAGAGGGCUGCUGCAGGUGAGCUGCGCCUUCUAGCCAAGAACAAUGGCAAUAAUCGCAUGUUCAUAGCCCAGGCCGGUGCAAUCCCCCUCCUUGUUGGCCUCCUCUCCACGCCCGACACUACCACCCAAGAACAUGUCAUUACCUCUCUCCUCAACUUGUCUAUUUGUGAGGAUAACAAAAGAGGCAUCGUAUCUUCUGAGGCUGUUCCUGGAAUCCUUCAUGUCCUGAAACACGGUAGUAUGGAAGCACGAGAAAAUGCGGCAGCCACUAUAUUCAGCUUGACAGUAUUGGAUGAAUUCAAGGUGACAAUUGGCUCUUCGGGAGCAAUCCCAACAUUAGUAACAUUGCUGAAAGAAGGUAGUCCGAGAGGGAAGAAGGAUGCAGCAGCGGCGCUUUUUAACUUGUGCAUAUUCCAAGGGAACAAAGUACGGGCGAUAAGGGCUGGUUUAGUACCGUUGCUCAUGACACUGCUGAUCGAACCUGGCAGUGAAAUGGUGGAAGAGGCAUUGGCGAUCGUUGCGAUGCUAGCUAGCCAUUCUGAGGGGAAAGGAGCGAUUGGAAGUUUCAAGGCCGUGCCGCUUUUUGUGGAUCUGGUUCGAAAUGGAUCUCCGAAGAGCAAAGAGAAUGCUACGGCAGUGCUGGUGCAUCUUUGUGCCGGUGAUCAACAGUACCUUUCAGAGGCUCGAACCCUUGGCGUGGUUGAUCCGCUGCUGGACUUGGCAGAGAACGGCACGGAUAGGUGUAAGCGGAAGGCUGCACAGUUGCUCCAGCUUCUAUUGGACCCCACGGAGCCUGUUGGUGAAGCUCAGGUGCAAACUGGUGGACCGUCUGAUACCCAAACUCGGUCCAUACUGUUGCCAGUAACAGCCGGUGUUGAUGAUAGCUAAGGACCUGUUUGGCUUCUCAUGGGUUUUGUUCGAUUAGCCUUUUGGGAAGCGACUAUUGUUUGGUAUAUACAUAUAUAUAUAUAUAUAUAUAGUCUAGUAUGAAUCUAUUUUGUGGGAUUUGUAGAGGGAGAAAUAGAAAAGAGUUGUUUGAAGAGAGGAAGAAAAUUAUUGAAACAGAGUGGUCAUUUUGUGCUGGCCCUCAAUUUUUAUUGGCAAUAUAUAUAUAUAUAGAUAUAUAUAUAGUUGUGAAGGAAUCAGAAUAUGAUGUUAUAAAGAAGGAAAGUAAUUGGGAAUAUAAUUCUUGCCACAGACCAUUU
Molecule: messenger RNA, 2552 nt
Organism: Camellia sinensis
Lineage: Eukaryota; Viridiplantae; Streptophyta; Magnoliopsida; Ericales; Theaceae
Product: U-box domain-containing protein 13
Biological process (GO): protein ubiquitination; cell surface receptor signaling pathway
Molecular function (GO): ubiquitin-protein transferase activity; protein binding
Source: RefSeq, a predicted model, not a curated record